AUGCCGUCACCGGCUGCUGCACCUUCCACUCGUACUGCUUCACCGACACUGGCGCAAUACAACACUGGCUCGAGUACGAAUAACACUACCACUACCACUACCCCCAGCUCCGCCAUGCCCGCCGCGAUGCCCUCGGUGACGUCUGCCAGUACACCUUUAGGCGGUGGCUCAGGAAGCGGAGGAGCAAUGGCCCGACCACCGAUCAUGAAACGACAUAGCAGUCAGAGCUCCCAUGGUGCUGUUCCACGUGGAGUCACUAGCCCAGGCUCGGCGAGCGAACACCACCCGCUACGACAUACAGUCGGAGGAGCCAAAGGCCGGCACGCGAAGAUUGUUCUACCGAGGAAUCACAGCAGCGGGCGGAAUCUGGCCAAAAUGGGACGGCAGGCUGCGGCUGCUCAACAGCAGGCGGCGGCACAGUUUGCGCAGCAGCACCAGCAAGAGGAUGGGAGGAAGCAUCAUCAUGCGCGGCAGAGGAGUCAUGAGGGGGAUACGGAGAUCAGGUUGCCGGGUUCGUUGGAUGAGGACAGGCCGGCGAUGAGGAGGAAUAUGACGGCUUCGGAGUUGCCAAGGAAUCAGUCGAGGACGAAGCUGAAGAAGAACCUGUCGCAUGGGCAGUUGACGCGCUUGUCGAGUGGGAAGAAUUUGGCUGCGAUGGGGUCCGGGAAGAAUCUGGCUGGAAUGGGGUUGAAGGGUGGGAAGAGGAGUCGGCCGCAGAGCGAGGAGAUCCAACUGCACAAGGAGAAGGAUCUGCAUGAACAGGAGGUGGAGCUUUUGAGACAGCAGGAAGCGCGGAGAGCGAGCAGGGAGAAUGGUGGGCCGAAGAGAGUGGGCUUCGCGGUGGGGAGUGUGGGCGGCGAUACCAGUGCGGAGGAUGAUGAGACGACCAAGAUGGAAGGGACGGAGCCGCAGGAGGAUGAGUGGACGGAGGAGAGCGCGAGCGCGAGUCCGUACGGUACGAGGCAGAAUACUGCCAAUAAUUCGCGAAGAACGAGUGUCGCGCAGGACAAGCCGCCCGAUAGAGCAGCUGCGAGGUUGCAGCAUCCGGCUGUAAAUUUCAGUAUGCAAGAAGCGAGGAGCUUGAAAGAAGUGCAGGUCCAGGAGCCUCGAAAAGAGUCACAAGCUGAAGCAGAUGGUACACCUGCUGCAAGCGAUGCAUCGGACGAGAGUGCGACGAGUCCUAAAAGCAUGCCACCUGCCCCGAUCAUACAAGCAUCUCCAUCUCCUGAAAAGGAGCCCUCCCCGCCGCCACCUUCACCACCGGCGAUAGAGAAGCAAGCCGUGACUCCCGUACCGCAUAUUCGAAGUCCACUGCACGGUGCGAAAGAGCAUCCCAAUCCCACAGCCAAACGACUCACGAGCGCACAACUACCUGCUCCGGCAUUGCUCAGCAGUAUCAGCGCUCUCGACGAUGGACACAGUGGACAUGGUUCGCCAGCUCCAUCUUUGCGCUCGGCACGGUCUGCACUCGGUAAUGAUGGAGCAGCGGACCAGGAUGCGGACGAGCUCGUUUCUCGCUUUGUGCCUAGUGCUUCGCAUCCUACGACAGGCAGUGGCAGCAAUACUAACCCGAUGAACACACCCAGAACAGGCAGCCUCCAGGGUCACACACCUGAGGAUGAAAGCUCUAUGCCUCGAGUCAGGACAAGGCCUACCACCUUCCGUGCUGGACCCGUCAGCCCCGACUCAACCCGAUCUGGCUCUUCUGGCGUCACGACACCGGCAAUGGGACGAAGUCGGAUCGAGCUGAAAAUGAUGCAAGAUAAAGCCCUCGCAGACCGAGAAGCUGCGGCGGAGAGACAGCCGUUGGUACCCCAUCAUAUCUACGAUCGACGAAACGAAACACUGAAGUCUUACCUCAACCUCGCCACACUAAAUGCACACGACGGCAGGAACAACAGUCUCCCAGGCCCAACAAACACCUACUCCAUGGGCCCCGAAAUCUUCCAAGGCCGCUUCAAGGCCGUAAACACGGAACUGAAAGUCGUCCAGAAAUUCCGCGACCCUAUCGCCGACUCACUAGAGCGCUUACGAAAAUGCCGGAAUGCAAAGACCAGUACACGUCUCGGCACAGCAGCAAGGACAAACCCUGCCGCAGCCGCCGCCGCCGCAACAGAACUCAAGAUGAGUAAAUCCGCCGUCUCCCUCCCCGCACGACCACGACAGGGCCACGAGCCGAGUAAACUCUCGACUUCCGCUUCGCCUCCUAGCGGUGUUGUGCCAACUGGUGCGCACGCCAAGAGCGAGAGUCCGCAGAAAUCUGCUUCGGCUUUGAUAGGUGGGGGAAGUAAGAGUGCUGUGCAACUUCCCGAGCAGUCGCAGUUGCACUCGCAGUCCCAGUCGGAAAGACGACGGACUGGGUCAAGGCGGGGUGUUAGUUUUGCUGGGGCGGAGAGUACGUUGUCCAGUAGUCAUGUUGAGAGGGAACGAGAGCGUGAGGGGGAGGGGGAGGAGAGGGAGAUGAGGGUUGAUGGGAUUGCUAGGAUGCUUUGGAAUAGUGUUGGCUGA
Messenger RNA from Recurvomyces mirabilis, 2508 nucleotides. RefSeq lists its product as uncharacterized. Bases 1 to 2508 code for a protein of 835 amino acids. Lineage: Eukaryota; Fungi; Ascomycota; Dothideomycetes; Mycosphaerellales; Teratosphaeriaceae. The record is from RefSeq and is a predicted model, not a curated record. The transcript has a single exon.